CAAGGUGAGCUGUGUGUAGUUUACCCAGCUUUAAACCUCGGAUUUCCAAAACAUAGCAAAGCAAGCGAUUACCAACGCCGGUGAUGGAGCUUCCGCCGUCUCCAUGGCUGACGUACUCUGCAAUCCUCACGCUCUUCUUGGCCCUCUUCGUCAUAGCUUUCAUCAGCGGCCGCCGGCGACGGAACCUUCCUCCCGGGCCACGGCAGUGGCCAAUCAUCGGGAACCUGAACCUCAUCGGCGCGCUUCCACACCGAUCCAUCCAAAAACUCUCCAAGAAGUACGGCCCGCUCAUGCAACUUCAAUUCGGUUCCUUCCCUGUAGUGGUAGGAUCCUCUGUUUCCAUCGCCCGCCUCUUUCUAAAGACCCACGACCUAGCCUUCGCUGGCCGGCCUAAUACCUCCUCCGGCAAGAUCACGGCCUAUAACCGUUGUGGCAUCACGUGGUCAACCUAUGGACCCCACUGGCGUCUGACGCGUAAGAUGUGUGCAUCAGAGCUCUUCAGUCCUCGCCGCAUCGACUCCUUCGAGCACAUUCGCUCCGCCGAGCUGCGCGGGCUUCUUCGCCGCCUCUUCGACGCCGCCGGUGAACCCCUCCUCCUUAAGGACUACCUCUCCAUUCACAGCUUCAACGUCAUCAGUCGCAUGGUCUUAGGCCGCCGGUACCUUGACCCCACAGACGAGGACCAGUUGAAGCCCCCGCCGCCGGUGUCGGAAGAGGAGUUCAAGAGGCUUAUGGAUGAACUGUUCAUCCUUAACGGCGUGCUGAACAUUGGCGAUUUCAUCCCAUGGCUAAAUUUUCUUGAUUUACAGGGCUACAUUCGCCGGAUGAAGGCCUUAACCCUCAACUUCGAUCCUUUUUUCGAGCACGUUCUGGAUGAGCACAUCAGCCGCCGAGUAAAGGAAAGAGAUAAUUUUUCGCCCAAGGAUAUGGUUGACGUCCUCCUUCAGUUCGCGGAGGAUCCAAGCCUCGAGGUCAAGCUCGACAGGAACAGCCUCAAGGGUAUAAUACAGGAUCUAAUCGCCGGCGGAACAGAGACCUCCGCGGUGACGGUGGAGUGGGCGAUGUCGGAGCUUCUGAGGAAGCCAGAGAUCAUGAAGAAGGCAACAGAGGAGCUUGACGGUGUCAUCGGCAGGGAGCGGUGGGUGGAGGAGAAGGACGCCCAGGACCUCCCUUACAUAGAAGCUAUCGUGAAGGAGACGUUGCGGUUGCACCCUGUUGUGCCAUUGCUCAUCCCUCGCCUAGCCCGCGAGGACGUCGUCAUCGACGGCUACGACAUCCGCGCCGGCACACGCGUCCUCGUCAACACGUUCGCCAUCCAACGGGAUCCCACCAUUUGGGAAGAGCCCGACGAGUUUCUGCCGGAGAGGUUCCUCGGCCGGGAUAUCGAUGUUAAGGGUCAUCACUUCGAGCUACUGCCAUUCGGGUCUGGGAGGAGGAUGUGCCCAGGCUACGCAGUCGGCCUCAGGGUCAUUCAAUCCAGCCUCGCCAACAUCCUUCAUGGCUUUAACUGGCGACUGCCCGAUGGAAUCAAGGCGGAGGAGCUCAGCACGGAAGAGAUAUUCGGCCUUACCACGCCAAAGAAGGUGCCUCUUGUGGCUGUCGCUGAGCCCAGGCUGCCGCCAAAGAUGUACAGAAUCUGCUCUUGACUCUAUAGUCUGUACUAUUGAGCCGGGCCCGAAGAAAGUAAUAUGUAAUAUGAUAAUUAUCGUGAGAUAUUAUAUAAAUGUUAGUCUCUACGUACUUAGUGCCAAUUGCGUCGUAUUUGGAACCUGAUAUAUAGUGUGGCUGAGAUUAAUAAAUAAAUAAAGAAGUUCUGUGUUCUCCGUUUCA
Dendrobium catenatum is the source of this 1830-nucleotide messenger RNA. Its product is annotated as cytochrome P450 71A1. Bases 84 to 1646 code for a protein of 520 amino acids. Gene Ontology annotation, molecular function: oxidoreductase activity, acting on paired donors, with incorporation or reduction of molecular oxygen; iron ion binding; monooxygenase activity. Lineage: Eukaryota; Viridiplantae; Streptophyta; Magnoliopsida; Asparagales; Orchidaceae. The transcript is spliced from 2 exons. The record is from RefSeq and is a predicted model, not a curated record.